GGCUCUAGCCCCCGUACAACCCAAAGGAUCUAUAAGACCGCAUAACAAUAGCGUUAUCAAGUCAAAAACAAGUUUUUUAAAAAGCUAGCGCGCCGUGAAAUUCCACUUGUUUAUAUAAUAAUCUGCGGCUGCCAAGAGCCCAGCGGAAUAUACAAAAAAUAUUCAUUUUUCUAGCUCUGGUCGUUUAUAUUUUUUCAGGCAAAGAAAAAAACCAAGCAUUUCUGCGUGUUAUGUGUUAUUGUUGUGAUCAGUGAUCAGUGGAACAAAACCAAGUGAAAGUGAACACAAGAACGAAAGAGAAAUCAAAGUGAAGCAACUUGAGUCCUAUCGAGAAAGGGAUACAAAUCAGAGAUAAUGUCGGACAUUGAGGAUGUUUUCGGUGGCUCCGCCGAGGAGACCAAGCCCGAACCCGAUGCCCAAAGCAAAAGCAGCGUGGUCACCGAGCAAACCGAGGAGGUGAUUCCCGGCGAGACCGAGAAGAUGGUCACAGAGACCAUCGAUGAGGACGGCGAUGUCGUGGAGGAAACCACCGAAGUUACCCGCAAAACGGUGAAGCGCACCAUGAAGAUCACUGAGACUUCAGCCACCACAAAGACAACAACGCUCACCACCCCGGCCAAACUUUAUGGCAAGGAUCUGAGUGAGUACGAUGAUGUGGAUGUGGAGAGCCUGCUGGCCCAGCUCUCGCCCGAGGAGAUAACCAUACUGGCCAAAGAAGUGGAUCCCGAUGACAACUUCCUGCCGCCAGACCAGCGCAACAGCUAUGAGUGCACCAAGGAAGCCACCGGUCCUCUGAACCGCAAGCAGCUGAUCGAGCACAUCAACAAGCAGGCCAUCGAGACGCCCGACCAGCCGGAGUUCGAGCCCUAUGUGCAGGGCAAGGUGCGCGGAAAGAAGUGGGUCCCUCCACCGAGGGAUGCCCGCGAUAUCGAGGCCGAGGAACAGAUCGCCAUCGACAUGGGCGAGGAGUACGAGCACGCCCUCAACGAUGCCACGCAGGAGGAGAUCAUCGAUCUGGCCGCCAUCCUGGGCUUCCACUCGAUGAUGAACCAGGACCAGUACCACGCCUCCUUGCUCAACAAGGGACAGCCCGUGGGCCUGGGCUGGGAUGGCAUCACUAAGUCCACCCAGCAGAAGCUCUUCCCCAUGGAUCCGCCCAACAGCACAGAUGUGGAGGAGUCCAUCAAGCGGGUCAAGGACGAUGACUCCAAGCUGAUUGACCUCAACUUGAACAACAUUAAGAACAUCUCGGACGAGAAGCUCGAGCAACUGUUUGCCGCACUGCCUCAGAACGAACAUCUGGAAGUCCUCUCGCUGACAAAUGUCGGCCUCACCGACAAGACAGCCCUCCUAUUAGCCGAGGCCAUCGAGAAGAGCAAAACCCUGAGAGUAUUAAAUGUCGAGACCAACUUUAUCAGUCCGCCCGUGAUCGUUAAGCUGGUGCAAGCCCUGCUCAAGUGCCACACCAUCGAGGAGUUCAGGGCCUCCAAUCAGCGAUCUGCGGUGCUGGGCAACAAGAUCGAGAUGGAGAUCACCGACCUGGUGGAGAAGAACUCCUCGCUUUUGCGCCUCGGCUUGCACCUGGAGUUCAACGACGCCCGCCACCGAGUGGCCGCUCACCUGCAGCGCAACAUCGACAGAAUCUUCCGCGUUCAGAAACUCAAGCCCAAUCUGCCGAAGUUGAUCCUGCCGGGCAACAUGGAGAUUGAGCGGGAUCUGGCUGGGUAUAACCGAUCGGCCACGCCCUCGCCGUCGCCCUCGCCGCAGCCCCCGGCGGACUACGAAGUGGAGGAGGACCCGGACAAUAUGGUCAUCCGGGGCGGCGGCGAUGCCUUCGACCCGGAGUUCGAUCCCGACAACAUGGUGGUGCCGGGCAGUCGGUCCGUGACGCCGAACUAUGACGAUGAGGGCGUCUACCAAGCGCACACUAAGAAAAGAUCUUGAGUUGCGACUGCAGUUCAGAUUUUUUAAUAAUCUGCAUAGAAAGUCGACAAGAAUUCAAUAAGCAGACCAGAAAGCAAGCAACUAAACCAUUUUUAAAGCGUUUUGUAAUCUAAACCCAAAGAACCGAAGAAAAACAGAAGCACAUAACAACGAAAGAACGUGUAUAAUAUAAUAUAUAUAAAGAUGAAGGAAGCAGGAGCAGAAGUUUAAGCUAAAGAUAAAGCAGCCACGAGCUUGCCAAAAAAUAUCUAUAUACUCUAGAGACUUUAACUAAGCAAAGCACACUGAAACCAAAACGAAGUGAAAUAUCAACUAAAUACAUAAUCCAUAUAUUAUCGAUAAAGAUCGCAGAUCGAACAGGCUCAUGGUAUAUGGGCACUGCAUAGUACCCAUGUGCCAUGAGUUGUGUUCCAAGUCGAGGCCUCUUCUAUAACCCAGCAGAAAUCGUUUAGGCGUCACGUGUAUAAUUUUCUCUAACGCUUAACACAGGAAUUAACUGCGAUGUAUGAUCUAAGUGAGUCCCCAGAUCCGAGUCAAAGUAAAGCGAUAGUAGCAGAAACCCAUAACCAAACUAGAUUUGAGACACUUUUAUGAUUCAAUCAGAGCCACCAACUAACAGCAGAAAACUAAAGCAGCACCACCGACAGAGAAGAGCCAUGAUAAACCUACAAAAAUAUUAAAUACGAUGCAGAAUAUCCCAAACAGAUGAUAAUACGUGUGAAACGCCUCAAUCAGCGUAAAUAAAAAGACAAUUACGAAAUAUAUAGCAGCAACCAACCAACAACAACAUGCCACCACCCAAGAACAACAAUCAAGCAGAAAGCCAUCUUUAUGUGUGUGUGUUUUGUUUGUCCAACUCUUGAUUUGAUUGCCGAAUAACUACCGAAUUAACAAGCCAAGACCCAGCAAGAAAAUCAAAUUCAAAACCAAACCAACAAAGAACACCACCAGCAAACAAGAACAACUACAACAACAUGAGCAACCACGGCAACAAGAACAACAGAUUUAUGUCUAUCCACAAUUCCCCAAACCAACCGACCUUCUGUGUACUCCUCCCGAAACCAAUCCACCAAAAAAAUCCAACCAACCAGCUGUGAACUAACACCGAAGAAUGAUGUGCUACAUGAAUUGGACGUCAGCGUCGCAUGGGACAUCUGAGCAGGAACUACACCAUUGGCAUGUGGCAGUAGGAUUCAUCGAAAUUGGAUAUAUGGAGUCUACAUUUGGCUACACCGAAAAGAAAACUGCAUCAGCCCACACAUAGUGUUGUCAUAUACUUGUUGUUGUUCUCACGCGAAGAAUUGUUCUAUAUUGUUUUGUUAAGUGUUUGUUGCGUUCUUCAGAUUCAGAUGAUUUCGGUUCGAGUUUGUGUUCGGUUCACCAUAUAAGCAUAAUCAUUUGUUUGUUACGAGUUAGGCGAAUGUUCAUUGUCACACACGCAGAUCGAGGAUUAACUUUCCAUCUGGCAGCUCUUAAAUAAUUCUUCCUUAAGCAAAAUCUUCACAUUUACGCUGCAGCUAUACACACGUUUACUUUAUUUUACUUACCUUCCAUUCUGUCCUUCGAUUUUUUUGAAGCCCCUAGACGGGGUGAUAUUUCACAAUUUUUAGUUUUAGUCGUGUUUAUAUCCACACAUGCACACACACAUGAUACAAACACAUAACAUACAUAAUACUUAUACACACUAUAUAUAUAUGAUACAUAUAUAGCCAUGGUCUCUGAAAACAAUUUACUGCUAUUGAAUUAUGAAAAUGCUUAAACAUAAAUUUAACUUAUGGUUAAACACACAAAUCAAAUGAAAAACAAACAAUUGUAUAUUGUAAUGAUAUAUCUUACUUUAUAUGACAUAAUGCAAUGCUUUUAAAAUACAAUUUUUAAAAAUCAUGUAAAAACUUUAAAA
Molecule: messenger RNA, 3844 nt
Organism: Drosophila subpulchrella
Lineage: Eukaryota; Metazoa; Arthropoda; Insecta; Diptera; Drosophilidae
Gene: tmod
Product: tropomodulin
Exons: 10
Coding region: 355-1944 (529 amino acids)
Biological process (GO): myofibril assembly; pointed-end actin filament capping
Cellular component (GO): myofibril
Molecular function (GO): tropomyosin binding
Source: RefSeq, a predicted model, not a curated record